Messenger RNA from Nanorana parkeri, 2703 nucleotides. RefSeq names its product cadherin 13 (gene CDH13). Gene Ontology annotation, molecular function: calcium ion binding; cadherin binding. The record is from RefSeq and is a predicted model, not a curated record. The transcript has 14 exons. Lineage: Eukaryota; Metazoa; Chordata; Amphibia; Anura; Dicroglossidae. Gene Ontology annotation, cellular component: catenin complex; plasma membrane; adherens junction. Gene Ontology annotation, biological process: multicellular organism development; homophilic cell-cell adhesion; cell-cell junction assembly. The coding region runs from base 166 to 2301 and encodes 711 amino acids.
CCAUCCAAUGCUUUAGUGAUGAUGCUGCUGAUCUAUUUGGGAAGUUGGCUAGCUCUCAACGCGAAGCUUCGUCUUCUCAAAGGCUGUUUCACACUGCAAAUAUGCACAGUGCAGCCUCAGUGCAUGAAUGAAAAAAGCAUCUAGUGCCCUAGCAGCCUCGCAAACAUGGAUCCCAAAUCCCAGCUCAGCCUUUCCCUGCUGCUGUCCCAGGUUCUUGCAUUUGCUGUUGCACGAGAUUUCGACUGCAUCCCAGGAUUUCAACAGAAGAUAUUUUACAUAGAGCAACCGUUGGAGUUUCUGGAAGACCAACUCAUCUUAAAUGUGCAGUUUGACGAUUGUCAAGGUAACGAGGAGGUGAUAUACGAAGUAUCUAAUCCCAACUUUAAAGUGGAAGCCGAUGGAUCGCUAAUUGCGCUGAGGAACGUUACGGAAAACAUCCGGGCUUUGUUCAUCCACGGGCGCUCUCCUCACUCCGACGACAUGGCGGAAGUAAAGAUCCUUGGGAGAAAGGAUAGACAUAACUCCAUAAAGAACAUGCUUAAAGUACCCAGACAUCUUUCACUUUUGAGACAUAGGAGGUCAAUUGUGGCACCUCCGAUCGCAAUUGCAGAGAACCAGCGAACACCAUUUCCAAAAAUCGUGGGCAAGGUUGUGGUGAGCGACUGGAUACAGGGAUCCAAGUUCCGCUUGUAUGGAAAGGGAGUGGAUGAAGAACCAAAGGGGGCAUUCAGGAUCAAUGAAAAUACCGGAGAGGUCUCAGUGACAAAAGCUCUCGAUAGGGAGAUUCUUCCAUCUUACCAGUUGCGGGUGGAAACCACAGAUGAAAGUGGAAAAACCAUUGAAGGUCCAGUGGAUUUAGAAGUCUUGGUUAUCGAUCAGAAUGACAACCGACCGAUCUUCAAGGAAGGUCCAUACAUUGGCCAUGUUCUUGAAGGUUCUCCAACUGGUACCACAGUAAUGAACAUGUUGGCGUUUGAUGCGGAUGACCCCACUACUGACAACGCCGUCCUGCGCUACAAUAUCCUCAAGCAAACGCCCGACAAGCCAUCGCCUAACAUGUUCUACAUCGACCCUGAAAAGGGCGACAUUGUCACAGUGGUGUCUCCAGCGCUGCUAGACCGCGAAACAUUAACAGCCCCACAGUAUGAAUUAACAGUGGAGGUCAAAGACAUGGUCGGGACGGAUGUGGGAUUAAUCGGCACGGCAACUGCGACCAUUGUCAUCGAUGACAAAAAUGACCACCCACCUGAGUUCACGAAAAAAGAGUUUCAAGCCACGGUAAAGGAAGGAGUUACGGGCGUGAUGGUAAACUUAACGGUGAAUGACAAGGACGACCCCACCACGGGAGCAUGGAGGGCGGUUUAUACCAUCAUUAAUGGAAACCCUGGCCAGAGCUUCGAAAUUCACACCAAUCCCAAUACGAAUGAGGGGAUGCUUUCUGUGGUCAAGCCAUUGGAUUGUGAGAUUCUGGCCUUUCACACUUUGCUAAUCAAAGUAGAGAACGAAGACCCUCUUAUCCCAGACGUGGGCUAUGGGGCCAGUUCCACCGCCACCGUUCAGAUCAACGUCCUAGACGUGAACGAGGGCCCGGUUUUUCACCCGGACCCGACGAAAGUGUCAACCCCAGAAAACAUCCCAGUUGGAUCCAUCUUACUCACUGUGAGUGCCACCGACCCGGAUACCUUGCAGCAUCAAACUAUCCGGUUCUCAAUGCUGAGGGACAAUGCUGGCUGGCUCUCAAUUAACGCUCUGAAUGGAACAGUCAACACCACAGGACCUCUCGAUCGGGAGUCCUCAUUUGUCCACAACAACACGUACACCGCCUUGAUCUUAGCAAUAGACAAUGGCACUCCUCCAGCUACCGGCACGGGGACGUUACAAAUUACAUUAGAAGACGUUAAUGACAAUCCGCCAUACGUUUCUCCGACCUCAGCCAAGAUGUGCGAAGACUCGAAGGAAUCUAACAAUAUUAUUCUGGGAGCGUGGGACCGCGAUCUUCAUCCAAACGCUGGCCCCUUUAAAUUCGAGCUGGUCAAACAAGCUUCCCUGGCGUGGAAACUCACCCAGCUAAACAGUACCCACACACAGCUCAGCCCGCUGCAAAAUCUAAAGAAAAACAACUACAACGUGCCGGUGGUGGUGACGGACAACGGGACGCCACCCCUGUCAUACAGCACGGACGUGACGAUCCAAGUGUGCGUGUGCAAAAAAGGCAAACAAGACUGCAGUUCAGCUGAGGCCCCCCACGCCAGCCUGGUCCUCGUCCUCCUGUUUACACUCUACGGUCUCUUCUGUCUGUAAGCACCGGGAACUUUUUACGCUGGCUACCACAUCGCCAUGGCAACAGGAAGACGGGCAAAAAAAAUAAAAAAUAAAAAGUGUUUACCGGAAGACUGCAGUACACAGUUAUUAAAAGACCGGGCUUCAACUGCUCCAGACUCUCUGUUUAAUUUGCAACCUCAAUUAUUCUCUAAAACGGUACACCAGUCCUUGACAGCCUCUGAUUCUGCAUUCUUUGUAUUAAUGGGAUCGCUGCUGGAGUGCCGCGCGCUACAAGAAUGCAGCCUGAAAGACACUGGGAACAGUUGUUUGAACUUGUCCUGCUCAAGGCAGAAUGCAACGAUCAUAUCUCCCGACGCUCGCAGUUUGUUUCUACUCUAUUGUACUGAUGAUUUACCGAACCUAAAACAGUUUUGUCUGUCA